AACUCUUAGAAAGCUUCUGUGUUUCAUUAUUCAUCUUAUAAGAUGCACAAUGAAAAUGCUAGACUUAGCAGUUGCUCCUGAGGCACAUAUAUAAUGUAAUCUACUUCUUAAAUUGCAAAAUAUUGAGGCCACGUAAUGUGAUUUCUUAAAAGUGUCAGUAUCUGGCAUUUUAAUUGAGUUAAAAUCCCAUAAUGAAUAUAUGAGAAACGGUAUAAAUAACCAUUUGAAAGACAUGAUUUAAGACAUGACAUCUGAUGUAAGCACAGCAUAAAAUGAGGAUUAUACCCUGCUUCACUCAUAAAGAUUACCUUGUUGCUUUUGGUAUGAUUAGCCCAUCUUUGAUAAAAGCUCAGAGAAUAUGAUUUUCUAUUCGAACAGACUAGAGAAUAGUCCAGAGGCAUAAUAAACCUGGCUCUGUAAGGGACAGGCCAUAUCCUGUAGGGCCAAGGGUCACCACCCCAGGACGGUCAUAUCUGUCUAAGCUGUCUAGCGUCCACAGCUUGAGAAAUUUCAGGAAGAGUGAAGCUGCCCAUCAAUACUGAAAAUUAUCACGAUUCUUUCAUCUGCAUUUUGUGAUUUAAAAUAAGAAAGGCUACAAAUGAAAGGAGGCUUUUUGUCCCAUCUAACCCAAUUAAAUGACUUUUGACUAAUUGACUAAUCGAUUCUGACCCAAGUGUUGCAACUUCUAUUGUACAUUUCUUCAGUUCAUAUAAGCUGUUAGGUUAUUUGUUGUUAAUUUUUAGUACUUUUGUUUAUUUUCAGGCAAUGAGAGCUUGGAAGAAAACUAUGUGCAAGACAGUAAGAUGGGAUUCGUCAUCAAUGCCAUUUAUGCCAUGGCCCAUGGGCUACAUGAUAUGCAUCAUAAAUUGUGCUCAGGACACACUGGGCUCUGUGAUGCCAUGAACCCCAUUGAUGGCAGCAAGCUGCUAGAAUUCCUGUUAAAUACCUCUUUCACAGGUAUAUCUGGAGAGGAGGUACGGUUUGAUGAGAAAGGGGACACACUUGGCAGGUAUGAUAUCAUGAAUCUCCAGUAUGUGGAACCUGGUCAUUAUGACUAUAUCAAUGUUGGAUCCUGGCAUGAAGGAAACUUAAAUAUUGAUGACUACAGAAUUCAAAUGAACCGCAGUGGGAUGGUGCGCUCUGUAUGCAGCGAACCUUGCUCAAAGGGGGAGAUAAAGGUUAUCAGAAAAGGAGAGGUCAGCUGCUGUUGGAUCUGUACAGCCUGCAAAGAUAAUGAAUAUGUUCAGGAUGAGUUUACCUGUAAGGCCUGUGACCUAGGAUGGUGGCCAGAUGAGGAGCUUGAAGGUAUGUGUUCAUUUUAG
Messenger RNA from Lepisosteus oculatus (spotted gar), 1322 nucleotides. The record is from RefSeq and is a predicted model, not a curated record. Lineage: Eukaryota; Metazoa; Chordata; Actinopteri; Semionotiformes; Lepisosteidae.